CACAAAAGAGACAGGCGGCUGGUGGUGGUCGCCUUUCCUCGCUCCUUUUCCCUCUGCUGAACAGUAGUCCUUCUGCUCAUCGUUGGACGUCUUGGCAUCCGAUCUCGGAGGUAUUUGGCUUUGUUGUGUUCAGGGCCAAUGACGAAUUCAUUACGUGGGCGCGAAGGCAUCAGCACGGUCAGCACGGCCGGUACCGUUCGCUCCUACUCUUUCCAGUCUAUCAUCUGCAUCUGUCAUGACUUUCUGACUGCCGUUUUCACCGCCAUCUGCUCCUUUCUUCGACCACGAACACAGUUACGACCCCCUCAAAACUAUCGUGAGGCCGCAAUGUUGAAACGGGGCAUGUUUAGCGGCCUGGCGGCCUGGUAUGAGAAAGUGGCGGCCUUCAACAUCGAAACUCUUUUCGUGAAGAAGAAGACGCCUGGACCGAAGCGGACCGUGUUUGUCAAUGAGAGCCUACCGGAAGACUAUUAUGAUAAGAAGGGGCGGAUAAAGGGGGAGCAUGUUUAUGCAUCGAACCAGGUCAUCACUUCGAAGUAUAAUGUUGUUACCUUUCUACCGCGAAAUUUGCUUGAGCAGUUCAGGCGAGUAGCGAAUGUUUUCUUCCUUGGAAUUGCCAUCCUGCAAUUUUUUCCCAAGUUCUCCACCAUUUCCCCUGGCCUCGUUAUUCUUCCUCUUCUCAUCGUUCUCGGGAUUACCGCUAUAAAGGAUGCUUACGAGGACAUCAAGCGCCACCAAUCCGAUGGCCGCGUAAACCGCGGCACUGUUCGCGUUCUCGCUGGAGGUGAUUGGCAUAAUGCCAACAUUACCGGCAACAAGACUCGUGAUUUCACCCACCAUGUAAACCGCUUCCUUAUCCCUGAAAAGUUCAGGAAAACGGCACCGCCCACUCCACUUGCGGAAAAGGUCGAAGGGAAGGAAGGUCUAGAGUCCUCAACCCCAGUUUCGCCGGUCUUACCGCCACCUGAUAUCGAGUUUGACGAUGGCACCGAUCACCCUCGUCACCGCCUCCAUCUCUUCGGCCAUCAAACUUACAAUAACCCUCAUUGGAAGAAGGCGCUUUGGGAAGAUGUUUGUGUCGGUGAUUUUGUGAAAAUCUUAGACAACGAGCCCUUACCCGCCGACAUUCUCAUAUGCGCGACAUCCGAGGACGAGAAUGUCGCGUUUGUCGAGACCAAGAACUUGGAUGGAGAAACCAAUCUCAAAUCGCGGAAUGCCGUUCCAUCUCUGACACAUUUGAGGACGGCUAAAGCAUGCACGGAGAGCAAGUUCGCCGUCAAUUUGGACCGUCCGGACAACAAUAUGUUCCGUUUAAAUUCCACGAUAAGCGCAGAUGGUGAACAGGCUCCGGCGGAUAUCCAGAUGACGCUUUUGAGAGGAACGGUCCUGAGGAACACUGGCUGGGUUAUUGGGCUCGUUAUAUUCACGGGAGAGGACACAAAGAUCAUACAGAACUCAGGCGGAACGCCCAGCAAGAGGAGCAAGGUGGAAAGGCAAAUGAACCCCCAAGUAUUUAUCAAUCUGAUAAUACUUGCAUGCAUGGCCAUUGCCUGUGCUAUCGCUGAUUCUGUCUUGGAACAUCAAAUGUAUCCUGAAGGUGCGCCAUGGCUCUACGAUGACAACCGAGGUGGCGAUAACCCUUCCAUCAACGGUCUCGUCACUUGGGCUUUCGCUCUUAUCACGUUCCAAAACAUCGUUCCCAUUUCACUGUACAUUUCCAUCGAAUUCGUCAGGACAUGCCAAGCAGCCUUCAUAUACUUCGACUACGAAAUCUGGUACCCAAAGACAAACCAACCCACUCUCGCUCGGACGUGGAACUUGUCUGACGAUCUUGGACAGAUAGAAUACAUAUUUUCAGAUAAGACAGGGACUUUAACUCAGAACUCUAUGAUAUUUCGACAAUGUUCGAUCGGUGGUAAAGUGUACGUUGGUCAGGUGUACGCUGGUGACAUCCAUGAAGCAACUCCGCCGGCAUCGCAGGCUGCCAUCUCGGCAGAUGAUCAUGCCGCCGGCGCCAGCGCUGAAGGAUCUUCAGCAACUAUUACCGAGCCGACUCCCGGAACAGAAAUGACUGCAGAAACACACUUUCACUGUGAAUCACUGGAGAGAGACAUCGCUGCUGCUCUGCAGUCAAGCUCGACGUCGGGAAAUGCUGCUCAUGCACGGGCUUUGAACGGCUUCUUCUCGGUUCUGGCCUUGUGUCAUACUGUCCUUACCUCCAUCAAUCCCGAAACACGAAAGAUCGAAUACAAGGCACAAAGUCCGGAUGAAGCGGCGCUGGUACGUGCAGCGGCGGAUCUUGGAUAUGUUUUCCGCGGCCGUGACAGGGAGAUUCUGACCUUGCAAACGCCCUUGUCCACCGGCCCGGACGACGUCGAACGCUAUGAGCUCCUCAAUAUACUCGAGUUCACCAGUGCCAGGAAGAGGAUGAGUGUGGUGCUGAGGAAACUGGACGAUGCAGACGGCAGACUGUUCCUAUUGAUGAAAGGGGCUGAUAAUGUCGUCUUUGAGCGACUACGGAAAAGUGGAGAUGAGAGUUUGCGAGAGUUGACCGAGACGCAUCUGAGCGAGUUUGCCAAUGGAGGAUUGAGGACAUUGACUCUUGCAUACAAAGUCAUCAACGAGGACGAAUAUGCUGCUUGGAGCGAACGUUAUCAUGAGGCUACCGUAGCACUCGAUAACCGGGAGGCCCGUAUUGAAAUGGUUUCGGACGAGCUGGAACAUGAUUUACGAUUGUUGGGUGCUACAGCUAUCGAAGAUAGUCUGCAGGACGGGGUACCGGAAACUAUUGCUGAUCUUAAACGUGCCGGUAUCAAGGUAUGGGUAGCGACUGGCGACAAGUUAGAAACAGCUAUUGCCAUCGGACACAGUACCAACCUAAUCGGUCGAGAGUCCAACAUCAUUGUUAUUAGGGGCGGAAAUCAUCAUUCAAGGCCUGUCUAUCAGCAGAUGGUUCAUGCGGUAGAGGAGUUUUUCCCCGAAAGUGGCAUUCUUGACGAAGGAGAAAGCUUUGUGAAAGAACAGCAGUUGGCAUCUGUCUCUUCUAGGGACGAUAAUGCAUUGCGGAGGGUCGAGACUGGAAUAUCUUCGAUUGUAGGAGCAAACAAUGGCGAUCGCCCUGGCGGAUUUGUUCUGGUCAUCGAUGGCACGGCGCUGGACUACGCUUUGGGUGAUGAAGAACACAAAAACUUACUCCUGCGGCUCGCAAUGCUCUGCGAAGGUGUGAUCUGCUGUCGUGUAUCCCCUCUGCAAAAAGCCUUGAUCGUCAGGCUGGUCAAGGAUGGCCUCGGUGCUAUGACUUUGGCUAUCGGAGAUGGCGCGAACGACGUUAGCAUGAUCCAGGCGGCUGAUGUUGGUGUUGGGAUUUCUGGUGAAGAAGGGUUGCAGGCAGUGAACUCGUCGGACUAUGCUAUAGCGCAGUUCCGAUUCCUUAAACGGUUGCUUUUUGUUCAUGGGCAUUGGUCAUAUGCUCGCAAUGGAAACAUGAUUCUGAAUUUCUUCUACAAGAACAUUGUUUGUAUUGGCGUUCUUUGGUGGUUCCAAAUUUAUUGCGGUUGGAGCUCUAACUAUGUAUUUGAAUAUACAUAUCUCCUGUUCUGGAAUUCUUUCUGGACUCUUGCGCCUGUUAUUGCCAUUGGUAUUUUCGAUAGAUUAAUAGACGCGGAUGUCUUGAUGGCUAUCCCCGAGUUGUAUCGUUACGGACGUGAAGGGAAAUGGUUCGGUCUCAAGUGGUUUACUGUCUAUAUGUUCGACGGUGUAUAUCAGUCUGCCAUCAUAUUUUUCAUCAUUCUCUACGGUUACUUUUCCCCUACUUCACGAACUGAUGGCUACGACCAACAUCUUCAGGAAUUCUCAACCACCAUGGUGUUCUCUGCCGUCAUUGUUGCCAACCUUUUCAACGGUUUGAAUACUAAUGUCUGGACCGGUUGGGUAUUCUUCGCUGUCUUCAUUGGUAUUAUUCUUCUGUGGUUGUACACGGUCGUUUAUAACGCCAUCUCCCCUGGAUGGUUCGUAACUCUUGUCUAUGGUAACAACACCUUCCUCUUCAGGUCUGCACUCUUUUGGCUCGCGCUUCCAAUUACCGUAUGCGUUUCGUUGGCGCCGCGGUACAUCGCGAAAGCAUGGAAGUUCGGAUUCGCACCUGACGACAUUGACAUCCUGCGGUACAUACGAAAGAUCGACCCGGGCCGAGAUUUGUACAGUGUACAUCAGGAGGAUGGUAUUGGCCUGAAAGCCAUGAAGAGACCGCUUGAAGGGGAUGACGCUCUUUCGAGACGGACGUCUCGGUCGAGUUACGCCUCCAUGACUGCUGGACCGUCGAGGCCUGGAGUGCAUUCAGGCGCGGACAUUCGGUUGGCCAGUCGGACAGAUAUGUCGACUGGUAUACGGUCGGUGCAUCGUGGAUUCGAUUUUGCCACUGAGGAAGGAGGAGUGGCUAUGAGCAGGAUGCAGAGCCAUUUAUCGGAGAGGAGGACGAGUAGUCGCAACCUUACUGAAUUUUCUCGGACGGCUAGUCGGCAUAAGUCAGGCAAGAAGAGCGCGGACGGGAAGAGGAGUUCUGAUGGUCCACAUCAUGGCUUCUCAAUACGGAGGGGGCUACGAAAGCUUAGGCCUGGUACGUCGGGGUCCGAAAACCCCUCAUAGUAUCUUUGUUUUAGUUCCACGAGUUCACGACACUACCCCAUCAUUCAUUUCUCAUUUAUUGCAUUUUUUUUCACGAUUCAUCUAAUAGUAUGCUUUUAUUGUGUACAUCUGUAUCUCUCACUUUCACCAUAACGCCUAGCUAUUAAAGUACCAUCCAUACUGCUAUUUUUUUGCAACACGAUGACGA
This is a messenger RNA of Guyanagaster necrorhizus, 4831 nucleotides long. Its product is annotated as phospholipid-translocating P-type ATPase. Gene Ontology annotation, biological process: phospholipid translocation. The transcript is spliced from 15 exons. Bases 328 to 4644 code for a protein of 1438 amino acids. Gene Ontology annotation, molecular function: ATP hydrolysis activity; magnesium ion binding; ATPase-coupled intramembrane lipid carrier activity. Lineage: Eukaryota; Fungi; Basidiomycota; Agaricomycetes; Agaricales; Physalacriaceae. Gene Ontology annotation, cellular component: plasma membrane. The record is from RefSeq and is a predicted model, not a curated record.